This is a messenger RNA of Colletotrichum karsti, 3015 nucleotides long. RefSeq lists its product as uncharacterized. The transcript is spliced from 2 exons. Gene Ontology annotation, molecular function: DNA binding; DNA-binding transcription factor activity, RNA polymerase II-specific; zinc ion binding. The record is from RefSeq and is a predicted model, not a curated record. Gene Ontology annotation, biological process: regulation of DNA-templated transcription; DNA-templated transcription. Bases 1 to 3015 code for a protein of 1004 amino acids. Lineage: Eukaryota; Fungi; Ascomycota; Sordariomycetes; Glomerellales; Glomerellaceae.
AUGACCUCCAUCAUCAACGGAGCUCCCCCCGCACCCAAGCAGAUUCGCUUCGUCCACAACCAAGGCCAGCCCCCUUCCAAGAGACGAAGGAUCAACGCCGCAUGCUUGACCUGUCGCAAGCGAAAGACGAGAUGCGCCGGCGAGCGUCCCGUCUGCUCGACCUGCACCAAGAACGGCCAUACCUGCUUGGGCUACAAUGAGGUGAUCGAAAAGAAGACGGCCGGUGGCGCCACUGUCAUCAAGGACCUCAACGACGAUGACGAAGACGAAGAAGAAGAAGAAGACCAAGCCCGCGAAGAGGAUGACCACCGCGAUGAGAAGCGCCGUUUCAAGACACCGGAUACCGCCCGCCGCCUGUCCGCGACGCACAAGUCCGGAGGCGAUGUCACGUCCCGGACGAGUUCUGAAGCAACCGCCGCACAUUCUCCGACCUUCGUGCGACGGCCGUCGGAGCACGGCAUCAGAGAUCACGAGAACCGCCGCCCCCCUCCUCCUCGAACCACUUCCUACUCCGACGAUGCCCGAAGCGUCCACAGUCGAUCGCCCACGUUACACCAUACCGAGCGCCAUCGCGUGCCAUACUUCCGUUACUUCGGUCCCACGGCCAUUGUGCCUGGCUACAAGCAGAUGGUUGUGUCUGUCCGGGACCGAAGGCGGAGUACAGGGGGCUCAAACUCGGCGACAUCUCCCAGCUCUGGAUCGAGUGUUAUCCAGUCCCUCGGAAUGGCCAUGUCCGGUAUGCCGCAGCACGACGAAGAAGUCGCCACCGACGAGGAAUUGCCGGUAUACGACCCAAACGACGUUGCGCCAGUUCACCCCCUGAUUCUACAGCUGGUCAAGACCUUUUUCCUGCACUUGGGCUGCAAUUACCCCUUUUUGAAGGAACUCAGGUUCACUCAAAUGGUCAAGGAAAAGCGCGUCGAACCAAUUCUUGUCGACGCCGUUUGUGCCUUGGCUGCCCGCUUCUCGGAUUCGCCGCAGUUCGCCCAGAGCAAGGAUGAUGAAUCGUCUCGUGCCGACUUGGGCCAGUACUAUGCGCAUAGGGCCAAAGCUGCGACCGUCGAGACCUUCCCCUGCCCUUCUGUCGGCGCCGUUCAGGCAAUGCUGAUGAUGGCGUACGAGGGUUUCGGUGCCGACCAAGACAGUGCCCUGUGGAUGUACCUUGGCCUGGCCAUUCGUAUGGCUCUCGAUCUUGGCUUGCAGAAGAGAGUUGGUGUGCAAUAUCAGGGCGAGAAAGACCCCUGGUAUACCCGCCAAUGGGGCAGUGAUGCUGGAGAGGACGACGAGGUCCCAAACAACGACGACAGCCUCUCUCACGAGGAGCAGGUCCAAGUCGAACAGGAACGCACAGACACGUUCUGGGCUGUCUUCAUUCUUGACCGAGUGAUCUCCUCUGGAACUGGACGACCCGUGACCUUUCGUGACGAUGACUUUGAGUUAGCCCUACCCGAGCCAACCCUCGAUCCCACUUCCGGCUGGCCCGCACCUUUGCCUAUUUUCAUUCAGAUCAUUCACUUGUACGGUCGCGUGUCUGACGUCCUCAACAACAUUCGCAACGCCAAAGACCUGACCCAGGAGAAGUGGACCAAGCUGGCACGCAUGGAGCACGAAUUAACGAGACUCUACCAGAAGCAAGACUCCCGACUACACUUUAGCGUGUCAAACUUCAAGACGUAUUUGAAGGCGGGGCAGGGCACAAACUUCAUUCUGCUACACUUUUGGUUCCAUGCGCUCAUCAUCAUCCUACACCAGCCUACGCUGUUGACGCCCUUCGGCUCUCUUGACCCCGGCCAUCAGCUGCUACCCAACAGCCGCGAGCUAUCCAUGUCCAGCGCCAAAACAAUAGCCGACAUACUCGCGUUUGCAGAGCUCACUGACCCGAAGAGCUUCAUCGGGAAUCCCUUCACGUCCCAGCCUAUGUACAUCGCCGCCUGUGCUUUCCUCAUGGAGUCCAUCGCCAAUGCGUCUAAUCCUACCUCUCGGGAGGCAUCUCCGCCGCACGACACCAAGGUGGAAGGUCACAGGCACAAGACGGAACACAAAUCCACGACCAAGCACUCACUCCUUGCCUCUGCGGCUAAUCAGAAUUACUCCCGUUGCUACAAAUCACUACAGCAACUGCACAAAUACUGGGGCGGGAUCAAGUACAUCCUGACUGCGCUCGACCAGAAGUCCAAGGGCAUUUGGGACUGCGAGACCUAUACCAAUGAGGAGUACGAAAGCACAAAGAUCACGCGUCGCGGUUCCAUCGGUGCCCGCUUCCCGGCCUCGCCCAACAUGCCGCCUAUCGCGUGGUCUUUGACAGGCAAUACGAACUCUCCCCCCAGCCUUACACUCAUGUAUCAGAACAUGGCGGCCGGCCAUCAUGGGUUCGCACAACCGCAGACGAGCAUGCCGAAUUCUGCUCCUACGCCGCCGGGGAUGAUGAUUUACGACCCCAUCCGCCAGAGCCUACCCGAGCCUCCGCCGCAUUCCAUAUUCGCCGUGGCAUAUCCCCAGGCAACGACGUCCGCAAUGCGGCAGACCUCCCGGCCGAAUCGACCCCACCGGCUAUCCUCCUCGUCAAUAGGGAGCCCGACUCAACACAAACCCCACCUACGUUUUGACGGUCUCUCGGACAUGCCGUCUUCGCCGGUCAACGCCGGCAUGCUUGGGACGAAUCAAGCACAGCAGUCGGCGUCAUACACGCCAGCCUCACACAACUCGUCGAGUUACGAGCAGAACAUGAUGCACUCCGCGUCACCGCGCGGCACGCAGCAGGACGGGACGCCGGCUCAGCAGCAUCAUCACCAGCACCUCUCGCCGCAAAUCAUGUUCGACCCCAACUUCGCCAACGGCACGUACUCGUACCUCGGACAGGGCAUGGGCCCCAUCACGGACGUCAUCACGUUCGACAACCCGGUGGACAUUGGCUCCCUGGGCCUGCCGAACGAGAUGAUGCCGCCGUGGUUGGAGUACCUGCCCGGCGAUGUCCUGAGCUUGUUUGAGAAUAAUGGGAUGGAUCCGGGAAGUUGA